Messenger RNA from Quercus robur (English oak), 6781 nucleotides. Its product is annotated as receptor-like protein 9DC3. The record is from RefSeq and is a predicted model, not a curated record. The coding region runs from base 33 to 2819 and encodes 928 amino acids. Gene Ontology annotation, molecular function: protein binding. The transcript is spliced from 15 exons. Lineage: Eukaryota; Viridiplantae; Streptophyta; Magnoliopsida; Fagales; Fagaceae.
CCUUUCUCAUUUCUCUCAAAGCCAGAGCAAACAUGGUACUCUUCUUUCUCAUUUUCUUCCUCUUCCUUUCUCUACCUAAUUCAUCUCUCUCUUCUUUUUCUUUUAAUUCAUCUACGCCUCUUUGCCUUUCCGACCAAAGCUCUGCUUUGCUCCAUUUCAGAAACUCUUUUUCUGUCCGUCUUUCUAAUGAUUGGUGUGAUUAUUAUUCUUAUGAUCCUCCGAAGAAUUCGUGGAAAAUGGGUACAGAUUGUUGUGGGUGGGAUGGGGUCACCUGUGAUACGAUGACAGGUCAUGUCAUUGCUGUCGACCUCAGUUGCAGUGGGCUUCAUGGUCCCAUCCAUCCCAAUAGCACCCUUUUCUCUCUUCGCCAUCUCCAGAGGCUCAACCUUGCUUACAACGAUUUCCAUGGCUCCACAAUUUCAUCUAAAUUUGGUGGCUUUGCAAACAUGACGCAUCUCAACCUCUCUGGCUACUCCGUUGCGGGCUCCUACGGUACUCACUUCCUCGGUCCUGGCUCCUCCUUUGCUGGUAAUGUCCCUUCCGAAAUCUCCCACUUAUCCAAACUGGUUUCACUUGAUCUCUCUUCGAAUAUUGACAUGAGAAUAGAAACGCCUAAUUUGAAAAGGCUUAUUCAAAACCUAACCCAUCUAACUGAACUUGUUUUAUAUGCGAUUGAUAUGUCUUCUGUUUCAACGAAUUGUCUCACGAAUUUGUCGUCUUCUUUAACAUCUCUUCGUCUUACUUAUUGCCAAUUGAAAGGGAAAUUUCCAGAAAAUAUAUUCCACCUUCCAAACCUCCAGAUACUCCGUGUAGGUUACAACUACAAUCUCACCGGUUCCCUUCCAACAUAUAACUGGAGUACUCCUCUCAAGUCCUUGUCUCUAUCUGAAACCGAAUUCCCAAUUGACUUACCUUAUUUAAUAAGCAACCUCAAGUCCUUAAAACAGUUGUUUGUUGGUGGAUGUAAUUUCAUAGGUUCAUCGUAUCCAACAUUUCUUUCAAAUCUCACACAGAUAACUUAUUUGGACCUUUCAUAUAGUAACUUUGGUGGUCAGUGUCCAUGGUCCCUCCUAAACAUUACAGGACUUACUGACUUGGAUCUCUCAUACAACAAUUUCAUAGGGCAACUUCCGGACUUCUCUUCAAAUAAUUCAUCUAAUAGUCAACUAGUCAACAAGAUUCCUUCCAAUCUAGAAUCUCUCAUCUUAUCUGGUAAUUUAUUGAAUGGGACAAUACCAUCUUGGGUGUAUACAAUACCAUCUUUGCGUUUCUUACAUCUUGAUUCUAACCAAUUCACUGGGCAUAUUGUUGAAUUCCAGCAUAACUCAUUAAUUUCUCUAAAUGUUUCCUUCAAUAAUUUUAGUGGCAAUGUGGAGUCAAAAAUAUUCUCAAAGCUCAAAAGUCUUCAAUCUCUUGAUAUGUCAAAUAAUCCUCACCUAUCACUACACUCCUUCACAUCCGCCACCAAUAUUUUGUCCAAAAUUCACUCAUUAAAAUUGUCUUCUUCCAACAUAACCGAAAUUCCACAGUUUUUACGAACUGCAGAAUAUAUAGAAUACUUAGACCUUUCCAACAACCAUAUCAAAGGCAAUAUUCCAUCCUGGGUAAUGGAGGUGGGGAAGGAUUCAUUGUUUUACUUUUCACUCUCAAGGAAUAAUUUAACUGGACACAUCCCUUCCUUGAUUUGCAAUCUCAGUUCCCUCAAAUUCCUUGAUUUCUCUUAUAAUCACUUGAAUAACAUGAUUCCUCCAUGUUUGGGAAAGUUAAGUGAUAAUCUCAAUGACUUGAAUUUACAAAGGAACAAUCUUAAUGGCACUGUCCCAGCAACAUUUGCAAAGGGAUGUCAAUUGAGAAGUCUGAAACUCAAUGGCAACCAAUUGGAAGGGGCAUUGCCACAAUCAUUGGUCCAUUGUAGAAAUUUGGAAGUUCUGGAUUUUGGUAACAACAAGAUUAAUGGCACCUUUCCUUGUUGGUUGGAAAGUCUUUCAGAGUUGUGCGUUCUUGUCUUGCGAUCAAACAACUUUCAUGGUGCCAUAGGCAAUCCCAAGACCAAAUUCCCGUUCCCUAAUUUGCGAAUCAUAGACCUCUCUCACAACAAGUUCCAUGGUCUUUUGCCAACAAAAUUUUUCAUGUAUUUAAAAGCCAUGAUGAAUGUGAGUGCAGACAAAGGUGAAUUGAAAUAUAUGGGUGAUUAUUAUUAUCAAGAUUCUGUGACAGUGGUGAUGAAAGGGUUUUUCAUUGAAUUGGUAAAAAUCCAAAGUCUAUUCACAACCAUUGAUUUUUCCAACAAUAAUUUCGAAGGAGAAAUUCCAAAGGCAAUUGUAGAGCUUCGGUCAUUGAAGGGGCUUAAUUUUUCACACAACAAUCUUUCAGGUCAUGUGCCUCCAUCGUUGGGAAAUUUAACCAAUCUUGAAUGGCUAGAUCUCUCCUCAAACAAGCUCACAGGUGAAAUUCCUAUACAAUUGGCAGAUCUCACAAUGCUAGCAUUUUUAAACCUAUCAGAAAAUUAUCUUUUUGGACAUAUACCCCAAGGUAAACAAUUCAAUACCUUUAUGAAUGAUUCUUACUAUGGAAACCUUGGGUUAUGUGGAUUUCCAAUGACAAAAGCUUGUGGCAAUGAUGAGGGACAACAACCAUCGCCAUCAUCAACCAUUCAAGAAGAUGAUUUCGAAUUUGAAAAUGGGUUUCAUUGGAAAGUUGUAUUGUUGGGGUAUGGUUGUGGAUUCAUGUUUGGAUUGGGUUUGGGUUAUCUUGUGUUCUCAAGUGGAAAACCGAAAUGGCUAGUGAAUAUUGUUUAUGGAGGAAGACAUAAAAAGUAACAAAGAUCCUAGAAGAAUGCUCGUGGAUGAACUCAUUGAAGAAGAAUUUAGUGGAUACAAAUACUGAUUCUAGGCUGGUGGCCCUUUCUAUCUCUCUAACAGGAUGGAGGGACAACAUUCAUUCAUAGUUUAGAUCACUGGCUGACAUUCCAUGACCAGCGUUGUGGUGCUUUGAUCCUUUUUGAUGACAACAAUUGUAAUAAAAACCAUUUCAGACCUUGAGGGUUUCAAUAAAAUUGAUUUCAUCAAGGAGGAGCUUGAAAAGGCUUGUCCAGGGAUAGUUUCAUAUGUUGAUAUUGUUUCUAUUGCCACAAGAGAUGGCAUUAUGCUGUAAAGAACAACUCUUGGAAAGUUUGAUGAUGUGCUUGGGCCCAGAUGCCACUGUUUGCCUUGAGUUUUGGGACAGCAGUUAGCUGGCCACCUCAUUGCACGUGCAGCAGCUGGAUGUUUGAUGUGAAACAAAGACAAAAGUUAUUAGUGCAAGUGUUCCAAAGUUGGUGUUGGAUUCUGUUUUUGAACAAAAGAAUGAGAUUGUGAUAGCCGUGGAAGAGGAACUUGAAAGGCCAUGUCAGCUUAUGGAUUUGAGAUUGUUCAAACCCUCAUUGUGGACACUGAACCUGAUGAACAUGUGAAGAAGGCUAUGAGCGAGAUAAAUGCCGGCUUGUGGCCCCUUUCUAUCCAGUGUUAACAGGCCGAGCAUUCAUUCAUACCUCAACAAAGCACUGGCUGAGAUUCCAUGACCGGAUGAUUAUAUUAUACAGACACUUCACCUUUUUGGCAUUAGAGGUUUUGAUGAAAGAGAAAUAGUCUAUCUUUUAGGUGCACACAAAAUUGGGAAGAUUGGUUGUGAGUUCAUACACAAACACCUUUAUGACUGCAAGGGUACUGGCCAGCCUGACCCAACCAUAGCUUCUGAUUUCCUCACUGACAUGAGAAUGAGGUGCCAAGACAGUAAUAGGACCACCACUCAGCCUUCUUCUUAACCCAUGUAAUCAUUGGAAAUGAGUGAGUCUGCAUGAAUUCACAGCCAGUCAUUAAAAACGGGAGAAGACCCCUUUUUGCUGAUCAGCAGUAGCUGGCUAAUGAGAAGACCACAAGACUGGUAAGGGCCUAUGCUUCAGAUGACAGAUCAACCAACCCCUAGACUGGACUUUGCAUGGGCAAUGAUGAAGAUGCCAGUGCUUAAUGUUUUGGCUGAAUCUCAAGGGGCAACUUCACAGCUUAGUUGCAGCUUCAAAUAAUCAGGUUAUAUUCUAUUACAUAUUUCAGUUAUUAUUAUUAUUAUUAUUACAUCCUUGUAAUAUUACCUUCCUUUUACAGAUUAAAGAUCUUGUUGGUUGGAUUGAAUGAAGAGUGGUUAUUUAUUUAUUUAUUUACUAAAGAGCGGUGUUAAUUACCCUAGUGCUACCUAGGAUGCUUGGAGGAGUAGACUAAUUUCCUCUAUAUUUUCAAUUAGAUAAGAUUCUAAAGUUACAUAUUGAUUGUGGGGAAAGCUUAGAAACUUAAUGAAUUGAAUAUAUGUUCCUAGUGAUUUUUGCUGUAUUGGUUUCCACAAAUUGUUACAUACACCUUUAUUAGUUGUUUCAAGAACUUCUUUGUUAUGGUUUUUCAGGUCUAAAAUUUCAAAAAAAAAGAAAAAAAAAACUUUUCUUAUUCCAAAUUCUGUUAAACUAACAAUAAAGAACAACUCUUAGUAAUUCUUUUUGUUGGAGUGCUCUUAUGUACAGGCUGGUGGCCCUUUCUAUCUCUCUAACUUGAUGGAGGGAUAGCAUUCAUUCAUAAUUUAGAUCACUGGCUGACAUUCCAUGACCAGAUGAUGAUAAAAAAUUGGCUGUGGUGCUUUGGUCCUUUUUGAUGACAACAAUUGUAAUAAAAACCAUUUCAGACCUUGAGGGUUUUCAAUAAGAUUGAUUUCAUCAAGGAGGAGCUUGAAAAGGCUUGUCCAGGGGUAGUUUCAUGUGCUGAUAUUGUUUCUAUUGCCACAAGAGAUGGCAUUAUGCUGGCUAGACAGCAUUCUUUCAUAUUUCAACAGGCACCGAAUCUUUGGGUGUCUUGGCCUCUUUGAUUAUCUGAGGGUGUACAAAAAACUGGGAAGAUUGGCUAUGAAUUCAUACAAAAACACCUCUCUGACCUCAAGGGGACAGGGCAGCCAAACCCAACUAUAACUCUUGAUUUCCUCACUGAGAAGAGAAUGAGGUGCCAAGACAGUAAUAGGACCACCACUCAGCCUUCUUCUUCAUCCAUGGCUUCAUUGGAAAUUAGUGAAUCUGCAGUGGAGGAUGUCAUAUUUGCAGGCUUUGUCAUCUUCAAUAUCAUCUGGGGUAGGUUUUGGCACUCACUACUAUCAGAGCUUUUUAAGGGGGAGAGGACUCCUUUUUGCCAAUCAACAAUUGAUGGCUAAUGAGGAGUCCUCAAGAUUGGUAAGGGCUUAUGCUUCAAAUGCCUGAUUAAUCUUUCGAAUGGACUUUGCUCAGGUGAUGUUGAAGAUGUCAGGUCUUAAUGUUCUAACUAGAUCUCAAGGUCUAGUCCAACGAAAUUGCUCCUUGGCCUUGGUUAGUUUUUAAGUGUCAGUCUGGCCAUAAUGAACUCUUAAGAUCUUUGUUCUUUCAUAUUAGUUUUUCAUAUGUUCUAUGUUUGAUUGUAGAUGCUGUUACUUCUAAAUUUCUUGUCUGUGCUAAUUUUUGAGUCUAUAUAUAAAGGCAAUGGCAUAGAGUGUAGAGUCUGUAGACAUUAGUUAAUGCUUUUGGUUGGUAUGUCUGUGUUUUAGUUGGUAUGGCAUAGAGUGUAGACAUUUGUUGAAGCAGCUCAAAGAUACAGCUAGGAAAGGCUAGUAUGUCUUUGUCUUAAUGAGGAGUUUCUAUUUUAGCUUUUCAUUAUACUUUCUUAUGUCUGAUUGGUUGUUAAGAAAAGGAAAGAGAGGAAAGCUUUGAAUUUUAUAAACUUUAAUGCUUCUGUUUUCAAGUUAAUCACUAACUCUCUCCUCAAAUAGUCUUAGGUGUAAAUGGGUGGAGGAAUUUAGUUUUUUUUGGGUCUCAACUAAUAAGAUUUUUUCUUCUUUUUUUUCUUUUCUUUUUUUCUCUCUCUUGCUAACAAUGAUUACAUUCUUUUUUUGGUAAAAUGUACAUAGGUUUGACUUACCUGCACAAACCAUCACCCCAAAGAUUCAGAAAGAUCUGCAUUUACUGAAGGGUUGUUGAUCUUCUUCAUGCCUUGUGUAACUUGUAAGCAGCAUCCUUAGGCUCUCUGUAACUUGUAAGCAACAUCCUUAGUGAGAGGGAUUUACCCAACACCAUGUGAAGAUGAUUUUCCAGGGAUAUAAAUGUUAUCUUUGAGAAGUGCCAUUGAUCUGAAGAGGCACUACAAGAAGGGUGAUUCAAAAUCCAAAACAUUGCCAAGUAUUUCCUGAUCGGGACGGUGAUAGAGUCAGCGUCAGACUUCUUCGUAGGUAGACUAACAAGGAAGGAGAGAAAAAGAACAAUUGCAACUGAGUUGUUAUCUGAUUGUACCCUUGCUGAUUACAGGAAGCGCAAGGUUCGAGAGAUAGAAGAAAAGAAUCAACUAGGGGGGAAUGAGAAAUGGAAGAUAAAAGGUCAGCAGUCGCAGAAGCGUGCAAAGCAAAGAAGGCACUGAAAUAUCCUCACCAUUUUUUAUCAGAUAUUUCGACAUUUAUAGAGCACAUUGAAAAGAGUAUAGUAUCAAGAUCAACCCAGAGAAAUAUUUGAUAGACUGAUAAUUUUACCUAGUGACAUGAGAAACAGAAUCCACUGAACUGAUUUAUAAUUCAUGGUUAUAUUCACACGUGCUGUUUCUCUUUGAUGUUGGCUCCUUCCCAUAGUUUUCAUUAUAGAGUUGAUCAUUUUUGUUGUAAUGUAUAAACGCAUGCUCCAGGAAAUAUUAUUUAUUGAUGGGAAUUUUGGUUAUUUAUUGAUCAAAACAAAGAUCUUACUGGUUGAUUGCUUCAA